Protopterus annectens (West African lungfish) is the source of this 720-nucleotide messenger RNA. It is a transcript of the gene MINAR2, whose product is annotated as membrane integral NOTCH2 associated receptor 2. The transcript is spliced from 3 exons. The coding region runs from base 88 to 672 and encodes 194 amino acids. NCBI's taxonomy places the organism in Eukaryota, Metazoa, Chordata, Ceratodontiformes, Protopteridae. The record is from RefSeq and is a predicted model, not a curated record.
AUCAAGUUUUCUUCAUCAAUUGUUAAACAGCCAAGCACUCAACACGCAGCUUUAUUUCAUACUUUGAUCAAAAAGCCCCAUGGAACAAUGGAUUUGUCUGUCCUACCAAAUAACAACCAUCCAGAUAAAUUUCUGCUGCUUGAUGUGAAUGCUUUACCAGUGGGCUCCACACUUUUUCAGACUGGUAUUGCAGCUUUCAAUGGGAAACAGAAGUGGCAAAAUAGAGUGUACUUGCAGCGGGAACUGAGAAAAGUUACUGGACAAGAAGAAUCAGAAAGAAGCGAGAGAAGCCCAGUUACUGAUCUUCUUGACAGAGAUCUUGGUAAACAUAUUACACCAGUUACUUUGAGACCUAAAAUCAAGAAGAAUCCUCUGUAUUCAGAUAUCACAACCAUUUAUGACAGUUAUGAGCAGAAAACUAACAAGCCAUCAUGGACUGUCCAAGACUAUGAAAAGAGGUCAACACAUGCACAUCUAGCUGAAUACAUAAAGGAGGAUCCUAAUGACUUAAAAUACUGGAUGUCCGAUAUCUACACACCAGGCUAUGAUUCCUUGUUGAAAAAGACAGAGAAUGAGAAGAAAAGAGCAAAGCUACACAAAAUAAUAAUUGCUGUCUCAUUAACAGUCUCUGCCUUAGUAAUUGUUAUUACUGUAACUGUCAUAUUUGCAUAAGUGGUCAGUAAAGCAGCCAAAUAAACAUUCUGAUUAACUCCAACAAGU